ACCAAAAGCCUAGCUUACAACACACUUUUAUUUCCACGAGAAGUAGGGCUUCUUUUUAUGCUGUAUAGUGAUAGAAGAGAUGCAUGUCUUUUUUUUUUUUUGCAUGUGUUCACAUGACUCUAACAUCCAUUUUUAGAAAAAACAGUAGAACUACUGACAUUUUUUUUCUUUUUCUUUUUUUCCUCACUAGAUUGGUGAUAAACUGUCAUUUAUUUUGAUAGAUGGUGGAAAAACAACGACAUGCACAAAUUUUAGCUCUGUUAUUCCACAGGUGUUCCUCCAACUUGUGUUCUCAUGCAGCAGUUAAGCUUGUUUGAUCACUGGCUUUAAGCUUUGCAAAAUUCUGUACAAUCCCUCUAGUGGUGCCUUCCCACAUCUGUGAUUUUUCUCUUGUCAUAAAGCUGCUUGACUAGUGUACUCUACUAGGGGGAAUAAAAAGCUACUGGCAGCCAAAACGGUUUGUUUGUUAGUUUGUUUUUGGUAACUAAUACAUAUGCACACUCUAAAGAAGUAGAUGGUACAUCCAGAAUUUGAAAAAAAAAGAAAAAAAAUAUUUUGUUCUGUCCAGUCUUUGGUAUUGCUGUCGCAUUUACUAGUUUUAGUAAUAUGUGUUUGCUGUAUUGUUAUUAAAAACAAGUUGAAUUAGAGUACUUGAAGGUAGUUUUUGUCCUUCAGCUUCUGCAUGGAGGACAUCACGUGCAGAAUAUCCUUUACUAAGCAGAUGCAUAGUUCCACGUGCUUGUAACACACUUCACCACCUUGGCUAAAAAGCUCUUGGAAUUAAUCCAGGAUGGUUUGUACACGCAUUUCUACUUUUUCAGGGAAGAUGAUAUAAAAAUGCUUAUGGAUUAUUAUUGCUUUGCCAAAGACAGCUAAAUUAUUCAUAUGAAUGUUUAUAAGUAGUUUAGCAUUCAUAGAUGCUUAGUGCAAUAUAGCUCUUAAAAGCCAUAAUGUUUUUUCUUUUUAAAUAUCAUUGUUUUUAUCCUAAUUGCUUUAUUUGCUUUAGUGAUACAUGAUAAAGGAAAAUACCUCAUACUCCAAACAGAGAUACAACUUUUACAGCCUUUUUAAUUUACAGUACAAAGCAAGAAAACAUGGAUAGGAAAAAUCUGCAUCAAGGAUGUACGUAUUUGUAUGUAUUUGCCAACUGACUAUUUAAGGCCGAGAACUCAGGGUUAAAUUUUAUCUCUGAAGUCUAGUGACAACUCCUGUUGAACUUCAGGAUUGUUUCUCACAUGCCAAAACGCCUUUUGCCCCCCCUCGAUAAUCAGCUUUCUACAAACGUUAAUAACAAAUACUUCAGUAAACUCAUUCCCCCCUUUCAUGUAGUUACAAUUUUAUUUUAUUCUUCCCCAAUAAAAAGAAAAAACAAACAAACUUCAAGCGCCCACGGGAGUUUUCAGUCAGCCUGUUAAAUCGCGCAACACGUUAGCAUAUUCGCCGCGCCAGCAGCGCCCGCCUUCCUCGCAGGCCGUCCCUUGCUCCCUGUUGCAGAAAAUAGCUCCGAUGCUAUUUAUGAGAUUAUUAUUAUUUUACAUUUGCAGCUCUUUACACGUGUUGCUGAGGCGCCGCCGUUUCUCCUCACGCCGACGCCGGAGGCGUGGGGGCGCACCCGUCCGCCAUUUCACGCCGCCCUCCCCUUCUUUUCCCUUCACGCCAUGCGGCCGCAGCACCGCCCGCUCCGGGGCGGGCUCCCCGUUCCCUCACCGCCCGGCCCACCGCCGCCGGUCGCUAGGCGAGCCCGGACGCCCUCUCGCCAUCGUUUCGUGCCCUCCCGGUGGCGGCUCCUCGCCGCCCCCCGCCAUGGAGGGCGAUAAGAGAAGAACCAAAGAAGAUACUUGGAAAUCAGAAGAACUUAAGAAAUAUCUUAGGGCAUCACAACCAGAGGGUCAGAAUGAAGACAAAAAGCACAGAGAAAAGAAACUGCAGAAAGAGAAGGCUGUUCAUGACGCACGCACUCAUAAAGAUGAACGCAAAGACAGAGGAAAGAGCAAGGAAAGAACAAGAGAGAGAGAGAGAUUUAAAUCUGUUGAAAGAGACAGAGAUAAAAUGAGAGAGAGAGAAAGGGGAAAAGAACAUCACAGAGAACGUGACAGAGAGAGACACCAAGUUAAGCUUCGAGAGCAGAGUUUGGAUAAAGAAAGAUACAGUGUACCGAAAGAUAAAGACAGGGAGGGUGAUAGAGAACGUGAUAAAAAGCAUAAAAGACAUGAGAUAAAGCAAACAGACCUGCAAAAUAAUCUGAACCCAUCUGAAGGAAGAGAGAAAGAACAUUACAGAAAAAGAGAAAAAAGCAGACAUCGUUUGGAAGAGGAGAAAAGAGAUGAAGAGCGAGAAAGAAGACAUACAGGAAAGAAGGAUAACAAUACCAAAAAGAGCAUAGACAAAUCUUUAGCAAUCGAAGUUGAAGAAUUUGAACGGGGACACAAGUUGCAGAAAGAUCAAGAGCUGGAUAAAGAAGAAAGGAGGAGAUACAGGGAAAAACAAGAACGUUCUUUUAGGCCAGGAAAAGAGAGACUUUCAAAAGAGAGAAGUCAUAAACCUUAUGACAAGGAAGAGGAAGAAAAGCACAAGUCAAAGGGAUCUAAAGAGGGAUCUUCCCAUGGAGACAGACGACAUCCAACAGAAGCUAAUAAAAGAGUAAAAAGUGGAGAAAAUGAAAGAAAGAAGCAUGAUCUUAGGAACAGUGACUACAAAAAAGAAGAGGAGAAUCAACAAGAAGAAAAAAUGAGCCAUCAGCAUGUAAGGACUGCAAAAGAUAAAGGAAAAAUCAGUGAAAAAGAGAGAAUGGACACAAGACAAGAGGAAAUUAAAGAUACACACAUCUAUAAUUCAGACACAGGGUUUGAUAACUUUUCAGAAAAUUAUGAAGAUGAUUUUGAAGAUUAUGAAGAUGAUUUUGAUGAUGAUGAUGAAGGCAAAAGUGGUGAAGAAGGAGAUGCAAAAGAAAAACUAGGAGAGAUUCCUUUUUCCAAAACAUCAGAAAUUGAAGAAAUUCAAAGAGCAAUUAAUGCAGAAAAUGAUAGAAUUUCUAUUUCACUGCCAAAGAAAAUCAAAAAUGAAAAAGAGGAACCAAUCAUGGAAGGGCAAUAUCCUCCUGCCAGAAAUUCAUUUUGUGGAAUAUUCAUGGAUUUUGAAAAGGCAAAUCAGCGACAAAGUAGCAGAAGUGUGGCUAGUAAGCAAAAAAAACGGAUCGCAGAACUUCUCCCACUAAUUGAUCUGGAUUUCUCAGUUACUUUUUCAUUAUUGGAUUUGCCUCCUGUAAAUGAGUAUGACAUGUAUAUUAGAAAUUAUGGUAAAAUGAACACUAAACAGGCAUAUGUUCAGUGUAAUGAGGACAGUCUUGAGAGAGACAUUCAGACUGAGGAAGUUGAGACAUUGGAGAAGUGGACACAGCAUCCAGGAGAAAGUGCCCUUGUAUCUGGAGGUCCCAUAAAAAGCCAGGAGAUGUCAGCCAAUGCAGCUCUAACACCUAAAAUUGAUUCACAAAGAUUAGCAAAUUUCCUCCGGUCUGCUGGCCAGGUGAUUGCUGUUUUGCUAGAGGAAGAUCAAGUUGCAACACAGCCCAGGUGGAAACUAAGAUCUCGACAAACCAGUCUGUCUAUUAGUGAUAGCUGUUUCCAGUUAAAUACUAACCAGCCAUUCCUCCAUGACCGGAAAAUAUCCUGCCUAUAUGUAUCUAACAUUCAGAGGCAGGCACUACUUUCAGUUCAUGGAUUACCUGAAAAAGCAGGUGUUGCUUUACUGGAAAGAAAGAGCAUCGUAUGUGUUUGGAAUGUCUGGCAGCCAUCCAGUCCUCAGAAAGUUUUAAUAUGUGACUCAGAGGUGUUAUGUUGCUGCUUUAGUCCCAGUAAAACAACAUUAGUUUUUGCUGGAACAACAGAUGGUUCGUUGUUGGUGUGGGAUCUUCGAGAAGACUCAAGAAUGCACCCUCGUAUGACAUUCGGUGAAACUGACUGGACAUUUAGAGUUCCGACUUUUUCCACUGAUGGUGUUCUAAACUCAGUAAACCACACCUCUCCUAUAGUAGCAGUGGAACCUGUCUCAACCUCUCUCUGCACUGAUCAGAAAUAUGGACUCUCAAGCCUCUCUUAUCAGGAGGAAAUGUCAGGCCCUCCAUUUCAGAUAGCUUCAAUGGAUGAAAAUGGAAUCCUCAAUAUGUGGGUAGUUGUAGAAUUAAAGAAAGUGGAUUUGUCUGGUUCGCAAACUGAUUUAGGUUUAAUUCCUGGAGGGAAAGUGAAGUUAGUACAUAGUUCUACUAUGGAAUUGAAUAGCAGCCUUUUCCCAAAAGAUGUGCGCCUGAGAACACCCCAAACACUGACUAUUAAAUUUCUGUCUUCUGAUCCUAAUCAUUUCAUUGUUGGAACAAACAUUGGUCUGAUAGGCCAUGGUACAAGACAUGAUUUAAAAGUUCUUCCAAAGCUAUUCAGACCCCAGGAGAGUGGAAUAAGAUCAAUACGUGUCAAUGCAAUUGAUUUCUUCCCUUUUGGAAAGUCACUUUUUUUGGUUGGCUGUUCAGAUGGAAGCAUUAGAUUACACCAAAUGACAUCAGAGUAUCCCCUCAUGCAGUGGAAUGACAGCACAAAUGGCCAGCCAAUUAUUGCUCUGCAGUGGGCUUUAACAAGACCUGCAGUGUUUUUUGUCCUGGAUGCAUCAUCUAAUAUUUACAUUUGGGAUCUCCUGGAAAAUGAUCUGUUGCCUGUGGCAAAGCAAACUAUUCCAUCAGAGAAAGUUGUAACUAUGGCUCUGCUUGGAGAACCAGAAAAAACAAAUGGAUUGUUAGGAGUUGUGCUGGCCAAGGACUCUGGACAGAUAGAUGUUCAAUAUGUAAAGAAGAAGUGGGCAUUACCUCAGCCUGAGGAAUCUGAAAAACUAAAUUUGAUUUUGUUGCAGUCCUUUUAGAAGCAGGACAUCUGUGUGGGUUUAUUACUGCAAAAUAUUUAUAUGAUUUUUUACCGCAGUUAAAAGAUUUGUAGUGUAGUUUUGUAUUUGUAUAUAACUUGUAUAUAUUUUAAAGAAAAUUGAUACAUUGUUUCAGAUGAAAAGAUAUAUUUUAUCUUAAAAAAUGAUAGAACCAAAUUUUGCUUAUUGUGCUCAAAAAGAUGAUGAACUGUAUUUCCUUAUUGAAAGAAUUAUAAAUAUGUUUAUUUAAAAAAAAAUUGAAAAUAUAUUCCUAUAAAUUACACUACAGUUUUUCAUUAUUUUACUCAGAAAUAAAUAAUAGCAAACCUUUGUCUGGUGGGCAUAAAACUGUGCUCCUGUGUAAGCAACAUGAAUGUAUUGCAACUUGUAUCUCUGGGACUUUACAACACUAAUGCUUGGUAAAGAUUUCUUAUAUCUACCUUGAAACAUCAUGCAAACAAAUUUCCAUUUCACGAUACAUUACUUCUGAUUUUGUCCCUGGAGCAUUGCAAAAGGAAUACCUGAAAGCUCAAGUUGUCCUGAUAUAUACAGGUUGGAUCAAACACUGGAAAUAAUGAGCUUGUGACACUUAUUGAAAUUCUAAAUCCUUUGUGAUUUCUGAUGUAAAACAGAAAACACUGACCUGUUUAAUCCUGUAAAUCAUUUCAAAGCGCUUGUAGUGAGGCAGAGGAUAGUUGUCUCUAACAUUAUUCUAAUUUUUGAACAUUAUUGGUAAAAUUUGGAACAAAAUUAACCACAGAAAAUACCUUCAACUUUUGUAGCCUAACAACGUCAAAUUUAAAGAUCAUGAAGGAAAACAUGGUCAACCAGAGCAGAGAUUUGGGGGGAAAAAAGGACAAUUUGAAAAAAAUGUUCUAAUGCAUUCAGAAUUUAGUUUAUGUAUGUUUAAGCUAUGUACUUUCUACUUCUAAAGUAGAUUGAAAUCAUUUGUAAAUUUUAAUUAAUUCAUAGCAAAGUGUUUUCUAUCUAAACUGUUACUUAAAGUGAGCAGACUCAGAGUGGCCACAUGAUGGUGCCAAGUCACUGCAGUAAAGGAAGAGUGCCUUACACAAACAGUGUACAUCACUUGGGGAAUUAACUUGUGUUCUUUUGCACAUUCCCCUCUCAAAAGCAGCAGCCACAGUCCAGAGGGCCGGAUGAAGUACUGCUUCAUCAACCCCUAAAAUAUGUUGGAGAAUAUUUUUAAAUGCCUGUAUAUGGUAUGUUUAUAUUGCUUCCUUUCUUAUUGAAGCAAGUAACCUCAACAGUUGCAGUGUGAAAGGUAUCAUGUUCUCAGUUUUAGGUUAGGUGCUUCCAGGUGGACAGCUCUGUCUUCUUCACAUCUGCAGUAUAUGUGUGGAUCGGGGCACUAGAAUAACUUCAGUAAUUCAGGUAGAGAACAAAUGGCAGGUACUUUUUGUAGUAAGGUAGCGGAGCAUGACUACUAGGACCCACAGAAAAAAACAAACAAAAAAAGACCACAACUCUCUCUCCCUCUCUCUCACACUCACAUGCAAGGAACCACCACCCUUCUCCCACCCACCCAAUUUAAGAUCAAAAUAAAGUGUUGAAAUUAUACUGGUCUUCUGAGAG
Cygnus atratus (black swan) is the source of this 6495-nucleotide messenger RNA. RefSeq names its product dynein 2 intermediate chain 1 (gene DYNC2I1). Bases 1507 to 4902 code for a protein of 1131 amino acids. Lineage: Eukaryota; Metazoa; Chordata; Aves; Anseriformes; Anatidae. The record is from RefSeq and is a predicted model, not a curated record. The transcript is spliced from 24 exons. Gene Ontology annotation, biological process: intraciliary transport. Gene Ontology annotation, cellular component: cytoplasmic dynein complex. Gene Ontology annotation, molecular function: dynein heavy chain binding; dynein light chain binding.